Messenger RNA from Chinchilla lanigera (long-tailed chinchilla), 884 nucleotides. RefSeq names its product family with sequence similarity 171, member A2 (gene Fam171a2). NCBI's taxonomy places the organism in Eukaryota, Metazoa, Chordata, Mammalia, Rodentia, Chinchillidae. The record is from RefSeq and is a predicted model, not a curated record.
AGAUCCUGAUCAAGGUGCAGGUGUACGUGAGUGGGGAGCUGGUGCCCCUGGCCCGGGCCUCGGUGGACGUGUUUGGGAAUCGCACGCUGCUGGCUGCUGGCACCACAGACUCUGAAGGCGUAGCCACCCUGCCACUCAGUUACCGCCUGGGCACCUGGGUGCUGGUCACUGCUGCCCGUCCCGGCUUCCUCACCAACUCGGUGCCCUGGCGGGUGGACAAACUGCCCUUGUACGCAUCUGUCAGCCUGUACCUGCUCCCCGAGCGGCCGGCCACCCUCAUCCUCUAUGAGGACCUGGUGCACAUCCUGCUCGGCUCCCCGGGUGCCCGCUCGCAGCCCUGGGUGCAGUUCCAGCGCCGGGCCGCGCGCCUGCCGCCCAGCGCCACCUACAGCCAGCUGUGGGCCUCGCUCACGCCCGCCAGCACCGCGCAGGAGCUGCGCGCCUUCCCGGCCUUCCUGGGCACUGAGGCGCCGGGCGCAGGCAAUGGGUCCUGGCUGGAGCUGGCGCCGCUGGCGGCCGUGAGCGUGCAGCUGCUGGCGAGGACGAGCUGGGCGCCGACACCGGCGACGACGCGGGCGACAAGAAGAGCCCCUGGCAGCGGCGCGAGGAGCGGCCGCUCAUGGUGUUCAACGUCAAGUAGCGAGGGGUCCCGGACCCGCCGGGCUGGGCGACCCCACGGGGCCCCCGGUCAGGCAGCACCAGGGAGGAGGGCUGGGGGGACGCAGGAGGGCGACCUGGGGGUCCCCGGGGAGGGGAGGGUGUGCUGUCUGCUGACAGGGCCACCCUGGGCUGGGAGGUCACAGGCUGUGUGGCUGGGGCGGCGCCGGGGACUGGUGUCAUGGGAUGGGGCGGAGGGCGGCAGCAAAUAUAAAGCCAGUGAGGGU